AUGAGUGAUGAGAAUUUGAAAGUCUUCGAGGCUAUUCGCCUGCUGGGCCUACUUUUGCAGGUGCGGGAUCCUAAGGUCGUCGCCACUUGCGUGUUGCUGUGUUGUCUGGAGAUGAUGUCGGCUCACACUCAAAAGGCUGCGCUACGUUAUUCGAGGCCUUUGAAAUUCACAGCUUCUCCAGCAGAAUACCACAGGCAGUCUUUUGGUGAUACGUUCGAAUGA
This is a messenger RNA of Penicillium chermesinum, 222 nucleotides long. RefSeq lists its product as uncharacterized. Bases 1 to 222 code for a protein of 73 amino acids. The record is from RefSeq and is a predicted model, not a curated record. Lineage: Eukaryota; Fungi; Ascomycota; Eurotiomycetes; Eurotiales; Aspergillaceae. The transcript has a single exon.